CUCAUAAACUGGAUAACAGCAAGAGAGGGGGGUCGGUUCGGUUAAAAUUUUGCUGUGGGAGAUAAAAUCCCCAUAGAGUGCUCUACUUGACUUGGAGAGAAAUAGAGAGAGAGAGAGAGAGGAGAGAGAAAGUUAGAGAGAGAGAGGAAUUAAGGGAUCAUGGUGGGCUCAGGAGCAAUAGGAGGGGGAGGCGGCGGAGGAGAUAGUCACAGUAUCACCAACAGCAGCAACAACAGCAACAACAACGAAGCCGCCGGAAUGAUGGCGCUCCACGACGCCCUCCGCAACGUCUGCCUCAACUCCGACUGGACCUACUCCGUCUUCUGGACCAUCCGCCCUCGCCCUCGAUGCCGCGGAGGGAACGGCUGCAAGGUCGGCGACGACAACGGCAGCUUGAUGUUGAUGUGGGAGGACGGGUUCUGCCGGGCGCCGGUCGCGGAGUGUUUGGAGGAGAUCGACGGCGAGGAUCAAAUCAGGAAGGCCUUCAGCAAGAUGUCCAUUCAGCUCUACAACUAUGGAGAAGGGUUGAUGGGAAAAGUGGCUUCUGAUAAAUGUCACAAAUGGGUCUUCAAGGAACCUUCCGAAUGCGAACCCAACAUCCCCAACUACUGGCAGAGCUCCUUUGAUGCUCUCCCUUCUGAGUGGACUGAUCAGUUUGCUUCCGGAAUUCAGACCAUAGCUGUGAUUCAAGCCGGGCACGGCCUUCUACAGCUGGGGUCUUGCAAGAUAAUACCUGAGGAUUUGCACUUCGUGCUUAGAAUGCGGCACAUGUUCGAGUCGCUGGGGUACCAGUCAGGGUUCUUCCUCUCUCAGCUGUUCUCGUCGGGACGGGGCCCCGGCCCUGCGCCGCCGCCGAACGCCGCCGCGGCGCUGAAGCAGGCCCCGACGCGGCCCCCGGCCCCUGCAUUCAAUUGGCAUCCCCACCACCACCACCCCAUGCAGCUCCCCCCGGCCGCCGUUGCGCAAUUGCAGCAGCAGCAGCCGCCCUUCCACCACCACCACCACCACCACCACCACCACCCGAAUUCGUCGCGAUUUGCGCAGAUGGACGACGGCAUGAUCUCGGACUCGGAGCUCAGGUGGCCCAACGGGCUCUCGUUCUUCACGGCGCUGACGGGCCGCGCCGACGACGCGAAGCUGCUGUUCGGCGGCGCCGGCGACGGCCAAUUCUCAGAGGACGCGAAGGCGCCGGACGGCCGCGGGGAUGCCGAGCACAGCGGCGAUCCGCACCACCACCAAGACUAUCUGAGCUUGGAAAGCAAUUCGAGCAAGGUGAGGAAGAUGGAGAGCAGCAGCAGCAAAUUCAAAAGGAGCCUCACGAUGCCCGCGAGAAUGGAUAUGAACGAAAAUAAUAGUGCGUCGUCGACGCCGUCGUUGUCGUUGGAUCACCAUCACCACCAACACCAACACCAACACCAACACCAUCACCAUGCAGGUGCUUCUACGCAAGGAAUGGAGUAUAGGAGCUCCGAGACGGGUAUAUACUCUGAUAUCAUGGAGACGUUUUUGGAGUAGUCGUAGUUAGUAGUAGUAGUAGUGGUAGUAGUAAGUAGUGGUUUGAGAGGAGGAUGUGUAACGUAGACUUUUAAUUAUAAACAGUGAGCUAGCUUUGUUUUGUUUCUCUAAUAAUAUUUUGCAUUUCUCCAA
Messenger RNA from Ananas comosus (pineapple), 1647 nucleotides. RefSeq lists its product as uncharacterized. Bases 160 to 1515 code for a protein of 451 amino acids. The transcript has 9 exons. Lineage: Eukaryota; Viridiplantae; Streptophyta; Magnoliopsida; Poales; Bromeliaceae. The record is from RefSeq and is a predicted model, not a curated record.